AUGUCUAAAAUUAUAAGACAACAAUUAAACUUAUUAAAUAAAGAAAAAGAAGAAGAGAAAUCAUCUUUAGAUUUCGAGCACGACGGAAAUGAUACAUUUAUAGAGAGAAAACAUAGAUCACCUUUAGAUAAAAUAAUAGAAAAGAAAGUAGAUGAAGAAGAUAUUUUACAAAGUAAUUUAGAUAGAUUUAGAAAGAAGUUAGAUAUUAAAUCACGUUCAAAGUCAGCAAAGAAAAAGCAAGAAUUGAUAGAAAAGACAGUUGCAUUCACCGAUGAUACAAACAAGAAAUCAGCCAAAGAAAAGAAGUGGUUGCGAAUGACAUUGACAUUAAUAUUGAUUUUCUUGGGUGUAAUAAUUAUCACAAUUGUGUUGAUGAUGCAGCAUUGUAACAAUUGUCCAAUUUACAUUUAUAGUAAUAUUGCAGUUUUUAUAGGGAAAUUAUAUGAAUAA
Heterostelium album PN500 is the source of this 450-nucleotide messenger RNA. RefSeq lists its product as uncharacterized. The transcript is spliced from 5 exons. The record is from RefSeq and is a predicted model, not a curated record. Lineage: Eukaryota; Evosea; Eumycetozoa; Acytosteliales; Acytosteliaceae. Bases 1 to 450 code for a protein of 149 amino acids.